AUGUGUAAGCGAGUGAACGCCCAAAGGUGGACAAACACACGUGAACGACCCACGACCCUUGAGUCAGCAUCCCGCCCACCACACUCUCAGUCAGCAUCCCGCCCACCACACUCUCAGUCAGCAUCCGCCCACCACACUCUCAGUCAGCAUCCGGCCCACCACACUCUCAGUCAGCAUCCGCCCACCACACCUCAGUCAGCAUCCGCCCACCACACUCAGUCAGCAUCCCGCCCACCACACCUCUCAGUCAGCAUCCGCCCACCACACCUUCAGUCAGCAUCCGCCCACCACACUCUCAGUCAGCAUCCGCCCACCACACUCCCAGUCAGCAUCCGCCCACCACACUCUCAGUCAGCAUCCGCCCACCACACUCUCAGUCAGCAUCCCGCCACCACCUCAGUCAGCAUCCGCCCACCACACUCUCCAGUCAGCAUCCCGCCCACCACACUCUCAGUCAGCAUCCGCCCACCACACCUCUCAGUCAGCAUCCCGCCCACCACACUCUCAGUCAGCAUCCCGCCCACCACACUCUCAGUCAGCAUCCGCCCACCACACUCAGUCAGCAACCCGCCCACCACACUCUCAGUCAGCAUCCGCCCACCACACUCCAGUCAGCAUCCCGCCCACCACACUCUCAGUCAGCAUCCGCCCACCACACUCUCAGUCAGCAUCCCGCCCACCACACUCUCAGUCAGCAUCCCGCCCACCACACUUCUCAGUCAGCAUCCUGCCCACCACACUCUCAGUCAGCAUCCUGCCCACCACACCUCAGUCAGCAUCCCGCCCACCACACUCUCAGUCAGCAUCCCGCCCACCACACUCUCAGUCAGCAUCCGCCCACCUCUCCAGCAUCCGCCCACCUUCCAGUCAGCAUCCCGCCCACCACACCUCUCAGUCAGCAUCCCGCCCACCACACUCUCAGUCAGCAUCCUGCCCACCACACUCAGUCAGCAUCCGCCCACCACACUUCAGUCAGCAUCCUGCCCACCACACUUCAGUCAGCAUCCCGCCCACACAAUUUCAGUCAGCAUCCCGCCCACCACACUCAUCAGCAUCCCGCCCACCACACUCUCAGUCAGCAUCCUGCCCACCACACUCUCAGUCAGCAUCCUGCCCAACACACUAUCCAGCGACAACAUAAAGGGUGUAAUGGCCAGAGAACACUUUAUAAAGGUGGCUCAUGGGACGAUAACAGAUACAGCUUGA
This is a messenger RNA of Homarus americanus (American lobster), 1206 nucleotides long. Its product is annotated as mucin-2-like. The transcript is spliced from 2 exons. The record is from RefSeq and is a predicted model, not a curated record. NCBI's taxonomy places the organism in Eukaryota, Metazoa, Arthropoda, Malacostraca, Decapoda, Nephropidae. The coding region runs from base 1 to 1206 and encodes 401 amino acids.